CGACCGCGGCGCCGCGGACCGCGUAGGGCGCCGUACCGGAACCCGCCGUUGCUACGCGCUUCGGCUGGAGAAGCGGCGGCGGCGGCUUCGGUUCCGCCGGGCCGGGGCCGGCCAUGGCGUCGCUGGGGCUGAGCGAGAAGGAGCAAGCCGGCUGCCGUGAGCUGCUGGAGUUUCUGGAGACGGCGGAGCUGAUCGCGCUGACGGACACCGUCACCAACCGCCUGGUGCACCCGGAGAGCCGCCAAGAAGCCAUUCAUGCCGUCUUGGUUUAUAGCCAAAGUGUAGAAGAACUUUUGAAACGUAGAAAAGUUUACCGAGAAAUAAUUUUUAAGUAUUUGGCAGCACAAGGAAUUCCAGUGUCUCCUUCCUCUGACAAACACGUACUUAUUGAUCGUGUAAAGCAGUACUGGAGCGGGCAGCUCACAACAUGUGCCUCAGAGUCAAGGGAGAGAAAACCACACGCAGAGAGUCACGGAGAGAGACAAAAGUUACCAGACGAUGACAUUCAUGAUCUAGGAGAAGAAUUCUGUCAAUGGUUCUUUGAAAUCCUGAAUUCUCAACAUCCCUUGGGAGUAAAAUCUGAAGGAAGAUGGGGACCACAGCAUUUUUGGGAGGAUGCCAAAAUGAAGUUCUGUUACAACACAUUAGAAAAAAACAGGGAAGAAUAUGUUGGUGCGGAAAUGGUGAGCCUUCGUCUGCUCUCCUUGGUUAAAGAAGAAUGUCUUCUAUUCAACCCUAAUUUGCACGGCAAUGGACUGAAAUGUGCCAUGUCUCGGCAUGGGUUAGUGCUGGUAGCGGUGGCUGGCACGGUUCAUAGAGACAACGUUUGUUUGGGCAUCUUUGAACAAAUUUUCGGACUGAUUAGCUGUCCCAUUGUGGAGAAUACUUGGAAAAUAAAAGUUGUGAAUCUUAAAAUAGUUGGACAGAACGCUCUGGAGCCUGGGAUGCAAACUGAAAAACCUUCCAUAAAAUUUGAGGCAAACCAACUGCAAGAGUUGUAUGACGGGAAAGAACUGACUGUGUUUGAACCUUAGAAAUUCUCAGCAAUUUUUUCAUAACUGAGUGACUGGCUGAGGGAGGGAUGGUUGCAGCCAUGUGAUGAUGUCUCUUUUUUUUUGAGUCAGAUUUGCUGGAUGACAACUGAGAUACAGAGUCUAAAGUGACUGGUGGUGCAUACAGCAUCAGGUGAUAGUUUUUUGGGCACACAGGUGAUUUUGAGCACUUUUCCAAGAGCUAAGAAGUAUUUCAGAGUAUUACUUCAGAUUUUGUACUGUUAGGAGUAGAGUUACUUCAAUUGUUCUUGGUUACAAAACAUGGUUACGGUUAAAUAUGGGUUGGCAGCAGUAUGUAAUGAACUAGAAGACUUGGGAUUCAGAAUGUGUAAGUUGCUUCUCUUCAGGUCAACCAGUUUAAACUCUUAUCUGAGUUGUGACAGGAAGUCAUUGCAUCUGGCUUUUGGAAAUUGGGAGUGCUGAGCGUCCAAACGGGCAUCUAUGUCCCCAGAAAGCCAUCUGCUGCUUUAGGUGUUUUUGGAGAGAACAGACAAAAUAAUGUGAAUGGAGACUGCUGCCAUGGGUGUUCUAAAUGUGGUUCCAUCACCGAACAGUAGAAACAGAUCAAUGGGACAAUGCAGGGAACUUAACGUUGUUCAUGUUUUGGGGUUUUUUUCCUCCUUUUGGUCAAUAGUUUCCUUUCCUUUUACCUUAUGGCUCAAAAUUCGUAAUGAAUACAGAGAAACUCGCUGUUCUAUGUCCUGAGCAGACAAAUUAAAGGUGGUUGCCCAGGCAUCCAUUUCUAGCACUGGCUCUCUGUGAGCAAGUAGUUGAUUUCAUGACUUGCAGCAGCAGUGUACGAACCAAAUGCUUUGAUAAUUAUUUUGUAUAUGCUUACAACUUGUAAGUACUGUAUUACAGUAGGUACUGUCUUACAGUAGUGGGUUUUGUAUGUUUUCUAAAAAUAAGAAUUUUACCUCUCUGAGCUGCUUUAUUACACUGACUAGAAGUCAGUUUGUUAACACUGGGCAGGAGCAACCACAGGUGAUAUUUAAUAAGUAAUGUGAUUACUAAUUAGUAACUGAAAUUAUUGCCCUUGUAGAACUUGCAUUCUUUUUACUUUUUUAAAUUUAAUUUAUAAAGGAGUAGAGGUGAAACGAGAUGAAAACUUUUUCUGCAGCUUGCUUGGAUUGUUUGUGAGUUUUGUUUUAAUUUUGUGGCUUCACCAAUACAAUCUGUGAAAAUGGAAACAUUCCCUGCAACAUAUCAAAACCAAAAGAACUGUUCCCAUGUUUGCCAAAGAUGACAAAUGGUAAAAGUAUGGGUGGGUGAGGGGAAACAAAAAGAUUCGGGUAUGGACAGAACUGAUUUUUAUUAAGAGUCUGAAUUUUGAGUUCUCUUCAAAAGUUGUUGGAAUAAUUUAUUUUCUAAGCAAAAGUUCAAAUACUGUGUUGGAAUGUUCUUUCCCAAUAAACAGUUGAGUUGUUCCUUCUUCAGCUGCUGGUGUGUAAUGAACAAAAAUGAACAAAAAUGAACCUGAAUUUAAAAAUUAGAAGAAGUAGUUUCCCCAUGCCGCUGAGAAUUGCAUUGCUUUUCAGGUGAGGACAAAAGCCGACCUAACGGCCUUAAAUGGGUGCCUUUUCAACAUUCAGAGGGGCAGUCUGUAAGUCAACUAAAUAUUUUGUCCUGUGCAGAACUGUACUUUGUAACUAGCAGUGUAGCCGUUACUUCAGUCACUGUGUUAAAUAUGAACCUGGCUGAGGGUGUAGUUUUCAUUACUGCUUUAAGGUGAUGCGCUGUGGGUGGUCCCCUUCCUCAGCUCGGGUGGUGUCCCUGCCGUGUCUGCGUCCGCAUUGGUGCUUGUGCUGACUCUUAGCUAGCGGGAGCGCAGGCUGAUCCCAGUGAAAACUCACUCAUUCUCCAGACCCUUCAGGCUGAUCAGCUCUGUAAGAAGGCUGGACGCACAAAUGCUUGAGGACGCAUCAGCUUGAGGAGCAGAAGUGAGACUUUGCUUUUUUUGGUGAUAACCUGAAUUUCUGUGGGAUUAAGAAAGUGAUCAAGUAGCAGUCUUUGUUAAUUCUAACAUUCUAAAUGUUUAUGCUUGAUAACCUCAAAAUACUGAAUAAAAUGAGCGUUGUUGUAAA
Molecule: messenger RNA, 3136 nt
Organism: Falco peregrinus (peregrine falcon)
Lineage: Eukaryota; Metazoa; Chordata; Aves; Falconiformes; Falconidae
Gene: C4H3orf38
Product: chromosome 4 C3orf38 homolog
Exons: 3
Coding region: 114-1034 (306 amino acids)
Source: RefSeq, a predicted model, not a curated record